Messenger RNA from Ananas comosus (pineapple), 898 nucleotides. RefSeq lists its product as uncharacterized. The transcript has 3 exons. The record is from RefSeq and is a predicted model, not a curated record. The coding region runs from base 249 to 629 and encodes 126 amino acids. NCBI's taxonomy places the organism in Eukaryota, Viridiplantae, Streptophyta, Magnoliopsida, Poales, Bromeliaceae.
UCCAAAAUAUAUGCAUGUACUAUCUAUAAAUCUAUAAACUCAUAUGAAUUCAGAAUGUUUUUGCCACGUGGCAAUUUUUCCUUCAAUCCCACCACCUCCUCUUUUGAAUCGAACCUUCCUCUUUUGAACCGAACCGUCUGUUUUAAACCGAACCGACUUAAUAAACAGUACCGCUCCUUCCUUCUCUUACUUGCUUCUUUUCUAAACUGAACCGAACCGAACCGUCUCUUUUAAACCGAACCGCCUCAAUGAACUAUACGGCUCCCCUCUCUCACAGAUCGAAUCGCCUCCCUCUCCUUUUCAGUUUUUUUUUACGACAGGAGCGUUUCAUCUCCCUGCUCCUUGGCGUUGUUUCUUCUUCCCCUUCCGUUGUAGUAUUUCCUCUCCUUGAUCCUCAACCUCUCCUCCUUCUUCGCCUCCGCCUCCUCCUCCGCUGCGAAUGGGAGCGACACCGUCGCCGCUGUAUCUCUCUCUCUCUAGGCUCUCAUCAAUCAAGACAAACUAACCGCAUUGUUAUAUGUAACACCCAUGUUCUUUACAGGGGAGAAAUCAAACUUGGUCAGACUUUAGUGAGGCUUCGGUUUUCAAAAACUGUUGCUCAGAGUAAUGUUGAUGAGGCUUGUGACUAAUGCAAAUGUCAAAAUUCUCCAUAUACUCAGAUGAUCAAAAGAGAUUUGGUUAGAUGCUAUCUUUCAUAUAUAUUCUAUCGUGCAAGAUAAAGCAGUCAGGGCAAAUAGCAUGACUAUUAGCCAUUCCCAUGCUAUCAAUUGGAUAUCUAGAAAGGUAAAGUUAUCUAAGUAUGCCUUCUUUUUAGUGAGCUUUGGGUUUAGGGUUUGAACAAUCCUGUAGUUUGUUCUGAAUUUUCAUAAAAUAUCCAAAAGCAUUAUGCUAAUUUUGG